Molecule: messenger RNA, 1500 nt
Organism: Schizophyllum commune H4-8
Lineage: Eukaryota; Fungi; Basidiomycota; Agaricomycetes; Agaricales; Schizophyllaceae
Product: Aldo/keto reductase
Exons: 8
Coding region: 1-1500 (499 amino acids)
Source: RefSeq, a predicted model, not a curated record
AUGUUCCAAGAGCACGGCGCUCCGUCCUCUGCGGCUCUCGAGGUCUCCUCGUCGACCCGCUGCCUCUUCUCGAGCAAACUAGUCCCGGAAUCACUACCUUACUUGAGUCAUAUCGUCAGAGCAAUAAUUGCUGCGAGUGCCACCUGGUCGCCAAAUGACCCUCUAGAGCUCUAUUUGGAGCGCGUCUCUGGCGACAUCGUUCAAGCCGUCCAGGCUUUGAAGGAGUCUCGCCCUAAACCUACAGAGGAGCUCAGAAGUCUGCUAGUCGACCUCAUCCAGAACUUGUCUGACUGCUCCACCUACUGCACCAACAACUCCCUUUCCUACCCCUUCGACCGCGCACAGCGUCAAGUGCAGGACGUCCUCGCCAUUAUUUUCCCGGACCCAACUCAGAGCGAAUCUAGCGCACACCAGGAGAUCGUCGACGCUUCCAUCGACCCCCAAAUCAGCGCGUGCAUCGAGCAAUUCAAGCUCGGCCCUCAUACUGCUCCCCGGCUGUUCAACGGCCUCUGGCAGAUGUCUUCUCCAGCAUGGGGAUCCGCCUCUAGUGCCAAGCAGGACAUCGCCCUGACGGAACUCGUGCGCUGUGGCCUCGUCGGAACUGAUAUGGCCGACCAUUACGGCGACGCCGAACUGAUUUAUGGUGGUUUCCGUAACCGCCUCCCGCGAGAGGUUGCCGACCGCGUUCUGGCCAUGACGAAAUGGUGUAUCUUCGGGCCGCUGGAGAAGCCCGUUACGCCGGAGUUCGUGUUGGAGGCAGUAAAGGAGCGCUCUCGUCGCCUCGGUGGACGCGUUGAGUUGCUGCAGUUCCAUUGGCAUGACUACGAGGCUAAGGAAUACCUGCAAAUCCUCGCUGAGCUCGUCAAGAUUGCGAAGGCCCAGCCUUCUCUUGUGUCAGCCAUUGGCCUGUGCAACUUCGACACCGAGCACACGGUCGAAGCCUGCGAGUACCUGUUCGCGAAACUCGGCGAAGUUGGGAUCGUGUCGAACCAGGUGCAGUACUCCCUUAUCGACAGCCGGCCCACCGUCGGUAUGGCUGCAGCCUGCCAAAAGUACGGUCUAAAGCUCCUGACCUACGGCUCUUUCUGCGGCGGCUUCCUGUCAGACCGCUGGCUCGGGAAGCCUGCGCCGGACGUGUACUCGGAGACCCUCGGCUUGACGCCUUCGCAGCGCAAGUAUUAUGACAUGAUCUCGACGUGGGGAUCCUGGGAGGAGCUCCAGGCCUUGCUGAAGGUACUUCGUCGGAUCGCGGACAAGUACAACGUCAGCACGUCGAACGUCGCCACCCGCUGGGUGCUCGACCACGACGAGGUCGGCGCCGUGAUCGUUGGCACGCGCCUGGGCGUUUCGUCGAACGUCAGCGACAACAUGCACGUAUUCUCCUUUAGCCUUUCCGACGAGGACAAGGCCGCGAUUGCCGCGGUCAACCCUCCGGAGAAGGCCAAGGCCCUCUUCGAUCGCAUAGGCGACUGUGGCGGCGAGUACAGGAAGAUGCACUGA